AUGGAGCAACCCUAUGUGUACGCUUACCCACAAUCAGGCACAGGCCCUUCGGCUCCGCCUCUACAAGGCAGUGACGUCGCAGAUGAGCCUCUAAAAGGCAGUGAUGUCGCCAGAGCGAUAGUGGAUCAACGGUUCUGCGCUCCGUACCCCGUUGAUAUUACGAUAGUGCGGAAGAUGAUGAAGUUAAAGGCCGGUAACUUCGUUAUAACGGACGUGAACGGAGACAUGUUGUUCAAGGUGAAGGACCCGGUGUUUGGUCUUCACGACAAGAGGAUUUUAUUGGAUGGUUCUGCAUCUCCGGUCUUAAAUAUGAGAGAGAAGAUAGUGAGCUUGCAUCAAAGGUGGCGAGUAUUUAGAGGAGUGAGUAAGGAGCAGAAAGAUCUGCUGUACACGGUGAAGAGAUCGUCGAUGAUUCAGUUUGAGACGAAACUUGAUGUGUUUUUGAGCCACAAUAAGGAAGAGGAGAGAUGCGAUUUCCGAGUCAAAGGUACCUGGUCCCAGAGUUCUUGUGUCAUCUACGUAGGUGAAUCUGACACCAUUGUUGCCGAAAUGAACAAGAAUGAUACGUUGCAGAGCGUUUUGUUCGGAAAGGACAAUAUCUCAGUGACGGUUUAUCCAAAUGUAGAUUAUGCUUUCAUUGCCUCUCUCAUCGUCAUUCUCUAUGAUGUAAACCGAGACACCGCUGCUGCUUUCUCCGCCGCUUCUACCGGUGCUUCCGCCGCUGUUACUUUGAUGAUCUGA
Messenger RNA from Thlaspi arvense, 741 nucleotides. The record is from the annotation of a GenBank genome assembly. NCBI's taxonomy places the organism in Eukaryota, Viridiplantae, Streptophyta, Magnoliopsida, Brassicales, Brassicaceae.